GUUUGAGCAGAAACUGUCAUCACGCAGGCCGCCGCCGGACUCCGAGUGUUGUUCGACAGCGCACAUCAGGCCGGAGACGAGCGUCGUGGCGACAGCGACCCUGCAGGAGGGCAACAGGAGUCGUCGCGGUGCCAGUUGCGCGUGUCACGCCCAUGACAUGCCGUACGUCUCGAAACGUCUGGUCUGUUGACACGGACAGCGACUUCGCAGGCAGGAUCCGAGUGUGCGCGGACGCAGGGGCGCUGCACCGAUCGGCCCGCGCUCGCACAGACGGUUCGAUCCAAUUCGAUCUGGACGUUCUCCUGCACUCUCCGCCCUUUUGGGCCACUGAUGGGAUCCGGCAGCCGCUCGCCUCGGAAGACGCCUGCCCGUCGACGUCCAUCGCCCAAGUUCACCGGCCGUCGCUUCCAACGCAUGACAGGUGUACGCCCGCCGCCUUCACGCCGCCCCAGAUCAGGCGGCCUUCGCACGCUGCGUUCCCGUGUGCAGGUGCGAUCACGACAUGCCGUCAGCGAGCACUGCUGGCGGUGGCAGCUGCGGCACCUGGGGGCACGACUCAUCGCCGCAUCGCGCUGCAUGGAAAUGGAAGCCCGCGAGCGAGGAUCAGCCGUCCUCGGAACCCGAAUGCCACAUCCCCGCGCGCUUCCCGUCGCGAAGCCUGCGCAUCCGCCCGCCGCUCGAGCCGUCUCUGUGCGGCUGGCCGCGUAUGGCCAUGCCAUUCAGUGCACCCCAGGCGCCGGCGAGGGGCUUGGUACUUAUGUAGCGCGGGGUUUGGACGGCGUGAGCAGCACUCGGGCGGCUUCGUGCUUGGCUCUUGGCUCUGCAUCCUUGCCCGGGCCUUUCAAUUACGCUAUGGUCACCGGUCAUGCCAGAAUCGACAAGUCGGUGCGCGAGAUUGCCCUGCAGAUCACCCAGUGACGAUGCACCGUCCGGAGUCGAAUUGUACUUCGUCCUAUUGCUCGCCGCCCGCUUCGCGGGCUGACGUGCCGGCUGUUAUACUCACUCCCCACAAGGUUCCCGUCUUCCUUCCGAGGCAGCCCACCACGCGUCUUCGGUGCAAUCGAGGCAGAGCUGCGUCCCCGGCAACUCUGUUCCUCGCCGCAUACGGAGGGCUGCACGCCUCGGCGUCCAGCGGAGCAUCGACCGAUAGCACUGCACGCGCCCUACGGAGCCAUCUCCUCGCCCCUCCCCAGUGCCACGCCCGAUCGCUCGGACGCGUCCGCACAGCGAGUGGUCCUCUCGUGCCAUGUACCCUCGUCCGCACAGGGUGCGAGCGGGCCUGGACUGGGGCGUGUUCGCUUCCGAUCCACGAUCCCUGCGUUCCGAGGUUCGCUGCAGCGCGUCUGGGCCGCGGUGCGGUGCAGGGACGGGAUGCUACGCGGUGCGUCCGUGGAUCUUGAAUGGUCGGGUCGGUGCCCUGCGCGCGAGCCCGGCUCCCGGAUAUCAAACCCAGCCUUCGCGAUCGCACCG
Fomitopsis serialis is the source of this 1470-nucleotide messenger RNA. RefSeq lists its product as uncharacterized. NCBI's taxonomy places the organism in Eukaryota, Fungi, Basidiomycota, Agaricomycetes, Polyporales, Fomitopsidaceae. The record is from RefSeq and is a predicted model, not a curated record. Bases 153 to 1400 code for a protein of 415 amino acids. The transcript has 3 exons.